Messenger RNA from Tribolium madens (black flour beetle), 5109 nucleotides. Its product is annotated as protein Shroom. Bases 44 to 4252 code for a protein of 1402 amino acids. Gene Ontology annotation, cellular component: apical plasma membrane; adherens junction; apical junction complex. Lineage: Eukaryota; Metazoa; Arthropoda; Insecta; Coleoptera; Tenebrionidae. Gene Ontology annotation, molecular function: actin filament binding. Gene Ontology annotation, biological process: actin filament organization. The record is from RefSeq and is a predicted model, not a curated record. The transcript has 9 exons.
UGAGGGCUUUUUUAGUAGGUAUGUGAGUACCGCAUGUGCGAAAAUGGACAAGUGUGGGAAAGUGGAAGGCAAAGCCGGAAAGAAGGCGAGGACGGGGUCAAAUGUGGAUCCAGGGCCGAACUUCAUGGGCGGUUUGAUCGUGAAGUGGUUCCGCGAACUCAGUGUGAUUUACCUAAACACGAAAUUAUCGAAAACAUCUCCGAUUGAGCGCCAAAACCGCGUCUAUCACAGCGAAAGCAAAGCAAAAAAGAAGAAACGCAAAGACUAUAGAAGAUACUCGUUCAAUGAGCGGCAAGUCACACCACCACCAGCCCCGAGACGAAGAAGUCGAACUAAUGGCUUCGAAGGCCCGGCCAAACCCCCCUCUUUGGUCUCUACAAUGAUGCCGUCACGUUCCACGCCAAACUUGCAGUCGAAGACCCACCCGACCAUCUACUCCUACCUCCAAUCCAGUUUCAAGGGUUCAUCCCGCGAUGACGAUUCCCCGCCCCCUGCGCCCCCCGUGCGAGAUUCAUCAAGUCUCAAAUCCAUCAAAUACGGUCCUGGUCACGAAAAGUUCCCCUCUUGGCCAGUACCGGCUGCUGCUGAGACCCCACAAGCUCUUCGGGGGCCCCCAAGCGGUGGUUCGCACCGGUCCAAGUCAUGGACCGACCAUACCAACUACCCCAAGGAGAAGGUCGUAGCCUACACGCGGCCCUACAUGAAAAGACAGUCUGCAUACACGCAGCAAAAACUUAAAACUGUGAUGGAACGUUGUGAGAAAAUCCCUCCUGAGACUUACGAAUCUCGCUACUACUUGUCACAUGUUGAUCGUGAUGGCAAGCCUUUAGGCGAUAUGGACUACUUGGUGCCAUCCCCUCCUGAGAGGGACCUCCCUGGGAAACCCCAACUCACCCAAGCCGACUUGGAGGAGUACGCGCGGUCGUACCAAGAGCCUUCCUACGACUCCUCCCUCACCAAAUCCGGCUUGGAGGAGUUCAUGGAGUACACCCGCCAUUACGAGGACUCCAAACACCUCCACCAGAAGCAACUCUCCUAUGCCCAGUCGGAGGGGUACCACAGCUACGUCUCCAGUACCGACUCGACUUCCACCCCCUUCUUGGACCGGCUGAGGAGGGAUAGUGAAGCUGUGGUCACUAGACCCUCCUGGGACGAGGCAGAGGAGCACACGAGGAGGGAAGGGAGGGAUAGUGUAGUGACGACCAGUUCUGGUUCGGUCUCGUCUAGUGAAACUCUGAAAUGGCACGGGUCGAUGAGUGAUGUGUCGGUCGCUAGCAGUUCUUAUACACAUCUUGCCAAUUCAAAUGCGUCGGUUUCGAGACAAUUGAUUGCUCAUAGUGCGAGAGUGCAAACGCCGCAAAGACAUCAUUCCGAGAGUGUUCUGUAUAUGGGGGGCGAGAAUCCCGACAGUUGGAAGGACAAGGAGAGUAGGAAUAAUAACACGAACAAACUCAAAUUGUUUCCGGUGAAUACUUAUACGGUGCAGGAGGCUGAUGGCAGCGCCAACAGCAGGUUAAAUCCCGCCUUAUCAGUGCAAGACCGGAUAACCGAGCUAGAAAAGCAGCAGAAAUACUCCUACUUGGACCCCGAGAAGAAGCACAAAGUUCCUGACCCCACCCUCAAAGCCAUUCAAAAGAAAGCUCUUUUAUCAUUUUACGAGCGCCACCAGAAUCCCAACAAGAACAACUGGCGUUCAGAGCCUCAACUUCCCUCAAUCCCUCAACCUCCUCCACGCGUCAAAGUCCAACUCCCCUCCCGUCGGGCCUCUUCCGCUUCGGACUACUCCUCCGGCAACACCUCGAAACGGAGCAGUUUGGCCUCAACUCAAUCCAAAACGACUGAAAACAUCAAAACUCUCCCAAAACACCAAUACAGCAACUCUUGCGGAAGCCUUUCCACUGAUUUACUAGGGCCGAUUAUCGUCGGGCCUUCGAUCUCUGUUGACGAUUGGGUGCCAGACAGCCCCCCAGCGAGACCACCAAAGAACCCCCACUUGAGGACCACCUUCCCGGAUUUGUUCAACCAGCGAGUACCAAGCCCGGAUUUGCCACCCCCGUCGCCGCCGACGGUGCUCGAAGACGAGGUUUUCAAUAAUGAUGAUCCGCUCCCUCCACCGCCCCCGGAGUGCCAAAUGGCCGGGCCACAAGUGGAAAAAAUCAAGCAAACUGUGGGAUUACCGAAUCAAUGUCGGUAUAGUAGUGUCCGAUCGUCGAUAAAAACCAGACCUGCUGGGCAUAUUAUCCAGCAAGUCAGUAGUAGACCAUACAAUGGAGGGCUUAAUCAAUACGCGAAAAGGUCAAACACGAAAUAUCCAGCGACCCAAAAGCUGGUUUUGAAUGGAAAUGUCGCUGUGAGUCAGAAGGUGGUCAAUGGGUCUGACCAAUACAGAGCAGAACCCUUGAAACCGAUCCAGAAGGAGGUUGACUUGAAGAAGGUGCAAAGGGCGUCGAUUGCUGAAGGGUCGCCACCCCCCUUGCAGCCGAGACAAGCAAGGGUCAAUCAGAGCAUGAGAGGGAGGAUUUCACACGCCGUUGUCAAUAACUCCCCCAAAGGGAGAGAAAGCCGGUCACAAUCACUGAGCCAGUCAAAGGCCUCCUACUUGGCCUCGCGCCGCGACCGAAUAGUCCCCGACUCAGAAACGGGCAGUUACAAACGCACAAUGUCACCAAACGGCCAUACUCUCAACGAGACAAUUACCGAAUCGACGAAAGAGCCAGUCUGGUCCAUCAACAGACCGACCAAAGACUUGGUCAAAACCAACAACAACACAAACCUGUCCCGAAGAUCCUCCCUAAACGACAAAAGUAAAAAAACGCUGGAAAAAGAAGAGAUGGUGGUACUACCUGACGUCCUCCCCAUCAACGCCAAAAUCUACACUCAAUACCGCCCAACAAGCCUAAAUUUGCCCGAAAACGGCCCCAAAAAGUCCCCUCCUGAAUCCCCAACAAAGACACCUCCCAGAGGCUCACCCUUCACUCCACUCCGCUCAACGAAUCUAUCAAACCCUCCACUGCUGGCAUCCUACAUCAAACCGGUCUCUCCACACGAAUCUCCCCCUUCGCCGAAAAUCAAGCAAUCGCUCUCUCCCAUGAAACUCUCCCCUUUGAGAACAUCACCUGAGGCAUCACCUCCACCCUCCCCCAAGAAAGCAGAAGAGUGUCCGAAAGUGGUUGAGGGGUUGCAGUUGAUUCAAAGAACGGAAGUUGUUUUGCGAGUCAAUACUUCGACGACGGAUGCGUCAUCACAGACGGAAAAAGACGAACUUCCCCCAACUCCCCUCCCGACUAGAAAGAAGUUGCAGGAGGAAAUCGAAUGUGAGAAGUUGAGUGAAGAUUUUGUUAAUCAUUUGCCAACUUCCGACCGGUUGAAAGAAUUGCUAGUGCCAGGACCUGAUUACAAGAAACCGACAGAUUAUGUUCAAGGGUUGUUCAGGGUUGAUGUUACAUCGAGACCAAGGCCGGUCAAUUCGCCAUUUAGGAGUAGGAAUAACACCCCCAGUUGUAGCCCCCCGCCGAUUGUCACCACAAUCACUCCUGCCACCACCACUAAAAUAAGUUCAACGACGUCCCCUAUGAGUUCCUUAAUAGAGCCGACAAGUCCCCUGUCUGGAUCUUCAACCUACUUCACCAUAUCCGAGCCAAAAGCUAAAUUCUUAACUAGGUAUAGUCAAGACAUGAAUCAGUGUCAUAUCGUCAAGAAUACCAAAGAUCUCACACUUAAAAAGGAGGAGUUGGUUAACCGAUUGGACCGGAAACUUGAAGUCUUGCGAUCGGAACAAUUGGUCGUUUCAGAAGAAUGUAAAAUCAACGACGAACUUGGCGACAAUGUUGAGGCUCAUAUACGGAGGUUGGCGAGGCCACACGAAGCCGACAAGUUCAGAUUACACAUUGAGGAAGUGGGCAAGAUCACGAGUCUGCUUCUGGGGCUGUCGGGGCGCCUGGCAAGGGCCGAAAACGCCCUCAUGGGCAUGCCAGAGGACCAUCCAGAGAGGCGGAUUUUGGAGAGCAAACGCGACAAGCUGCAGGAGCAGCUGGAGGAGGCGAAGAAGCUGAAGGAGUGCAUCGACCGGCGCAGUGUGAGUGUCUCAAACAUCCUUUACAAGUACUUGAACUCGGAGGAGUACACCGACUACGACCACUUCAUCAACAUGAAGGCGAAACUAAUAAUGGACUCGAAAGAGAUCGCGGAUAAGAUCAAAUUGGGAGAGGAGCAGUUGUUGGCGUUGAAAGAAACUCUAAUUGUCGCAGACUGAUUUAAGUUUUAGUGUAAUGCUUUACCAUUCGAGUUUUAUCGAAUGUGCCUAGUCCAGUGACAUUUCCUUCGCUUUCACGAAUCCAUCUUGUGUAAUAUACUUUUACAUAUAUUUUUUAGUUUACGGUAUUUGUAGUUUAUGUUAGUGGUACUUGUAAUUGUGGUAUUUUGAAUAUUUCGUUCGGUUCGUUUCGAUUUAUUUGAUAAUACCAACACCGUAGGGUCAACCUCGCAAUAUCUACUAAGGGCUUGUGUCGGUAGAUUGACUGCUCCACUUGGCGUCUCUUACCAUUUUCACAAAUGGCUAUGACGGCGGCGUCGGGGCAGAAUAGGCUGUUAUGUCGUGCAUUUUCAUAUUUAGUUAAAACAUAUUUAUAAGUGCAAAUAUGGUAAUCGUGUGAAUGAGGAAGGCCCCACAUUAUUUGCAGCGAUCUUAUUUCGUUUAUUUAUUGCCCAUUAGUCAUUUGAAGGAAAAUUCAGUGCUGUGGAUUUUGUAGGGUUACCUUCUCGUGUAAGACAUUACCUAAUACAUCUUCCUACCAAGUAUUUAAUUGUAUCUUAGGUGUACAAAUCUAAAUUAUAACUCAAUGAUUUUUGUUUCGUUUACUAAGAGAGCAAUUGUAUAUAGUCUAUUUUUUCUAUGUAUUUAAAAUCGAAAAUGGUGCUCUGGAAAUUUUUUAUGUUUUUUACUAAGUUGUUAGGUACAUUGUGAUUUUUUCGUUUAUACUGAAACUGAGUCGUAUGUAUUUCUACAUAUUUUAAUAUAUCUGUAAGUGUGUUAUUUACCUGCAUACAAUUUCAAGAUAGAUUAUUUUAAGCUUUAUGCAUCGCUUGCAAUAAAUAAUUGAAUAACGUUUA